AUGUUCAGCGCGCAUUACCUCGGCAUCAUGCGCGAUACAUGGGAUGCCUGUCGAAAAGACUUCUUUUCUAACAUUUCUUUCUCCAAGCCCGAGUCAUCUCGUCUACUCGAUGAUGACCCUUAUCAGGCUGGGUAUGGCUACGGAGCGCUCAACCAUGCGCAGCAGGCUAGCCAACCGGAUCCGGAAUACGUGAGGCGUGAGAGGGAGGCAUUGGAAUCUAUUUGCCAACGAACUUCGGACUCGGUAAUUGAUAUCUGGUCCCUCCAACCACAACCACAUCUCCAACCUCAAGCAACUCUCCACACUCCCAUCUCUGCAUCUCCCGCUCAGUCGCAAAAAGGCGAACCAACAACCCCCGCCUCUGCAACUCGGGCUUCACCAUCAAGCCGUCCUUCCUCCGGCGCUGAUGGCAACGUCCCCAAACACUGGGGUGAAGUUGUCAUCAACCCAAACAAGAAGCGGUCUCGUCCCGACAUGAAGACGGAUAUCAAGGUCAAGCACGAUGUCUUUGGGGUCUUGAACGUCAACUAG
This is a messenger RNA of Penicillium arizonense, 531 nucleotides long. Its product is annotated as LAMTOR1/MEH1 family protein. Gene Ontology annotation, biological process: endosomal transport; positive regulation of MAPK cascade; lysosome organization. Lineage: Eukaryota; Fungi; Ascomycota; Eurotiomycetes; Eurotiales; Aspergillaceae. The transcript is spliced from 2 exons. Gene Ontology annotation, cellular component: membrane raft; Ragulator complex; late endosome membrane. The coding region runs from base 1 to 531 and encodes 176 amino acids. The record is from RefSeq and is a predicted model, not a curated record.